Macaca mulatta (Rhesus monkey) is the source of this 9440-nucleotide messenger RNA. RefSeq names its product phosphatidylinositol 3-kinase catalytic subunit type 3 (gene PIK3C3). Gene Ontology annotation, cellular component: phagophore assembly site; endosome; peroxisome. The record is from RefSeq and is a predicted model, not a curated record. NCBI's taxonomy places the organism in Eukaryota, Metazoa, Chordata, Mammalia, Primates, Cercopithecidae. Gene Ontology annotation, molecular function: 1-phosphatidylinositol-3-kinase activity. Gene Ontology annotation, biological process: phosphatidylinositol-3-phosphate biosynthetic process; phosphatidylinositol-mediated signaling; endocytosis.
AACCGGAAGUUCCUCUGUUGUGGGACUCAGCUGGUUCAUUUCUGUUGUCGUUCCUGUAAUUUUUCCGCUAUAGGUCGUACCCUCGCCGACGUUGCGAUGGGGGAAGCAGAGAAGUUUCACUACAUCUACAGUUGUGACCUAGAUAUCAACGUCCAGCUUAAGAUAGGAAGCUUGGAAGGGAAGAGAGAACAAAAGAGUUAUAAAGCUGUCCUAGAAGACCCAAUGUUGAAGUUUUCAGGACUAUACCAAGAGACAUGCUCGGAUCUUUAUGUUACUUGUCAGGUUUUUGCAGAAGGGAAGCCUUUGGCCUUGCCAGUGAGAACAUCCUACAAAGCAUUUAGUACAAGAUGGAACUGGAACGAAUGGCUGAAACUACCAGUAAAAUACCCUGACCUGCCCAGGAAUGCCCAAGUGGCGCUCACCAUAUGGGAUGUGUAUGGACCUGGAAAAGCAGUGCCUGUAGGAGGAACAACGGUUUCGCUCUUUGGAAAAUACGGCAUGUUUCGCCAAGGGAUGCAUGACUUGAAAGUCUGGCCUAAUGUAGAAGCAGAUGGAUCAGAACCCACAAAAACUCCUGGCAGAACAAGUAGCACUCUCUCAGAAGAUCAGAUGAGCCGCCUUGCCAAGCUCACCAAAGCUCAUCGACAAGGACACAUGGUGAAAGUAGAUUGGCUGGAUAGAUUGACAUUUAGAGAAAUAGAAAUGAUAAAUGAGAGUGAAAAACGAAGUUCUAAUUUCAUGUACCUGAUGGUUGAGUUUCGAUGUGUCAAGUGUGAUGAUAAGGAAUAUGGUAUUGUUUAUUAUGAAAAGGACGGUGAUGAAUCAUCUCCAAUUUUAACAAGUUUUGAAUUAGUGAAAGUUCCUGACCCCCAGAUGUCUAUGGAGAAUUUAGUGGAGAGCAAACACCACAAGCUUGCCCGGAGUUUAAGAAGUGGACCUUCUGACCAUGAUCUCAAACCCAAUGCUGCCACGAGAGAUCAGUUAAAUAUUAUUGUGAGUUAUCCACCAACCAAACAACUUACAUAUGAAGAACAAGAUCUUGUUUGGAAGUUUAGAUAUUAUCUUACAAAUCAAGAAAAAGCCUUGACAAAAUUCUUGAAAUGUGUUAAUUGGGAUCUACCUCAAGAGGCCAAACAGGCCUUGGAACUUCUGGGAAAAUGGAAGCCGAUGGAUGUAGAGGACUCCUUGGAGCUGUUAUCCUCUCAUUACACCAACCCAACAGUGAGGCGUUAUGCUGUUGCCCGGUUGCGACAGGCCGAUGAUGAGGAUUUGUUGAUGUAUCUAUUACAGUUGGUCCAGGCUCUCAAAUAUGAAAAUUUUGAUGAUAUAAAGAAUGGAUUGGAACCUACCAAGAAGGAUAGUCAGAGUUCCGUGUCAGAAAAUCUGUCAAAUUCUGGAAUAAAUUCUGCAGAAAUAGAUAGCUCCCAAAUUAUAACCAGCCCCCUUCCUCCAGUCUCUUCACCACCUCCUGCAUCAAAAACAAAAGAAGUUCCAGAUGGCGAAAAUCUGGAACAAGAUCUCUGUACCUUCUUGAUAUCGAGAGCCUGCAAAAACUCAACACUGGCUAAUUAUUUAUACUGGUAUGUGAUCGUGGAAUGUGAAGAUCAAGAUACCCAGCAGAGGGAUCCAAAGACCCAUGAGAUGUACUUGAAUGUAAUGAGAAGAUUUAGCCAAGCGUUGUUGAAGGGUGAUAAGUCUGUCAGAGUUAUGCGUUCUUUGCUGGCCGCACAACAGACAUUUGUAGAUCGGUUGGUGCAUCUAAUGAAGGCAGUACAACGUGAAAGUGGAAAUCGUAAGAAAAAGAAUGAGAGACUACAGGCGUUGCUUGGAGAUAAUGAAAAGAUGAAUUUGUCAGAUGUGGAACUUAUCCCGUUGCCUUUAGAACCCCAAGUGAAAAUUAGAGGAAUAAUUCCGGAAACAGCUACACUGUUUAAAAGUGCCCUUAUGCCUGCACAGUUGUUUUUUAAGACAGAAGAUGGAGGCAAAUAUCCAGUUAUAUUUAAGCAUGGAGAUGAUUUACGUCAAGAUCAACUUAUUCUUCAAAUCAUUUCACUCAUGGACAAGCUGUUACGGAAAGAAAAUCUGGACUUGAAAUUGACACCUUAUAAGGUGUUAGCCACCAGUACAAAACAUGGCUUCAUGCAGUUUAUCCAGUCAGUUCCUGUGGCUGAAGUUCUUGAUACAGAGGGAAGCAUUCAGAACUUUUUUAGAAAAUAUGCACCAAGUGAGAAUGGGCCAAAUGGGAUUAGUGCUGAGGUCAUGGACACUUACGUUAAAAGCUGUGCUGGAUAUUGCGUGAUCACGUAUAUACUUGGAGUUGGAGACAGGCACUUGGAUAACCUUUUGCUAACAAAAACAGGCAAACUCUUCCACAUAGACUUUGGAUAUAUUUUGGGUCGGGAUCCGAAGCCUCUUCCUCCACCAAUGAAGCUGAAUAAAGAAAUGGUAGAAGGAAUGGGGGGCACACAGAGUGAGCAGUACCAAGAGUUCCGUAAACAGUGUUACACGGCUUUCCUCCACCUGCGAAGGUAUUCUAAUCUGAUUUUGAACUUGUUUUCCUUGAUGGUUGAUGCAAACAUUCCAGAUAUUGCACUUGAACCAGAUAAAACUGUGAAAAAGGUUCAGGAUAAAUUCCGUUUAGACCUGUCGGAUGAAGAGGCUGUGCAUUACAUGCAGAGUCUGAUCGAUGAGAGUGUCCAUGCUCUUUUUGCUGCAGUGGUGGAACAGAUUCACAAGUUUGCCCAGUACUGGAGAAAAUGAAACUGGGAGUGACGCAUCAAGAUGCUUGGCUCAAUAAGAAAACCACGUUAGGGGCAACCUAUGUAUAUUGGAGACUUCAGAGUAACCAGCAAGGAACAGAAAACUUAAUCGUCAAGUUAUCAUAUUUUCCAGAUAUUACAUGGUACCUGAAUUCUACUUCCUUGGAUGUCAUUGCUUAGAUAUAGUCCUGAAGGGUUUGUUGUGAAAUAUUGUAUAUAUUUUUUCAAAUGUAUACCUUGUUAAUAAAUUAAGAAAUGAGAAAUAUUUAUUUACAUGUUAUGAGAGUUCUGGAGGAAGUAAUAUGUUGAAAUAGCAAAACAGUUUAGUUUUUGAGUUUAAAAUGUUAUGUUUUCCUCUUAUAUCUUCAUAUCAGGACAGCAGUAACCUGAAUUUAGAUUGUCACAGUUUACAAGUUUUUGUUUGUUCCUUCCUUCCUCUCUCUUUUCCCACUCACUUUUGUUUGUUGUUUUUUCCUAAUUUACAUGUUUAAAGUUCUACUUAAAAGUUUUCUUCAAGUUUUCCAUGUUAUGGCUCAUUCUUUUGCAGUUCAAGAAUUGCUUAUAUUUUUAAAAGAUACUCAUUUUCUCUUAUACAUAAUUGAUUUUUUGUAAACUACAGUUCAUAGUUCUUUUAGCUUGUAAGUAUGAAUAUAGUAGAAUAUGAAAAUGUGGCUAUUUAGAUAACUAGCCAAAAGGUCGUCUGACCACCAGUUUUAGUAUUGAGCGUAAGAUAUUUUUAUAGAUUCAUGUAAGGCAAUGUAAAUUGUCUUUCUACAAUAAAGUUUUUUGAUGCAAAUUUAGAUUUCAGAAACUUUUUGAUGGUAUAAAGGAACUGAGGAACAAAAGGCUUUUUGAAAUAGCUCACCUAGACCUGUUAAUGUAAUAUAUUCUUUCUGAGUUAACCAAAUUAAUUUUUUGUUUUUUAAGACUAGAUCUAAUCCCUCUAGCUUUUUUGCUGGAACUUUGGGGAAAAAGAACAAAUACAAAUAUACAAAUGAUAUGAACAAUAUAGUAAUAAUCUUUUGCAACUUAAUAUGUUACAUAGUCAUAUGACUUGGUCUUGGAAGACAAAGAAUUGUUUUGGUGCUGAAUAAAUAUUAAAAAUCAAGUGACAGAGAAAAUGAAGGUAAAAUUGUGGCACAGUUUCAGAGAGGGCCAUUAAUGAUAAUGUGUAUUUGUCUCAAAUUCUUAGCCCUGAGCUUGCCUCUUUAGAGUGGUGUUACCAGCGAGAGGGCAAGCAUGUAAUUAAGAGACACUCUAGAGGCAUAUGGAAUGUGAUUUGUAUAAAACAUACCUGCUGAUUAGAAAAAUGGUAAGAAUGAAAAUACCUUUAUACAUCAUCUUAAGAGAGCGUAUAUCUAAACUAAAUGGGCAGGCCUCAUCCUCUACCUUUCUUUUUCUUUUCUUUGCGUGUUUAUGUCUUUUUUGUUGUUCAGACAUUUUUAUCCCUCUGCAUGCUCAUUCUUGUAGUUCCAUUUCUAUUGGCACUUCCUCCAAAAUUUUUCUCUGAAUUACCUUUGUUGAAAGUGACCUUUCUUCCUUGUGAACUCCUACACUUGCAUCUCCUAUUUCAGGGUUUGGCAUAUUUUUUCUUUAAUGGGCUAAGAAAGUAAGUAUCUUCAGCUUUGGGGGACAUAUGGUCUCAAUAGCAUCAACUUAACUCUGCUAACUGGAAGGCAAAAGUGUAUCAUCUUACUCAUCCAUAAACUCCACAGCACUCUGCAUAGAUAGGAGCCUGUUUAUAACGAAGUCAAUAAAUAAUUCUGACACAGACAUAAAAUUCUCUAAGGGCAGAUAGACACUGACACCUAGUAAGAAAGGUUGAUCAUGAGUAACUUUGUAUUCAGUGCCACCUUAGCAAGAAUUGUAAAGAGGAAAAACCUUUCUAGGAAGGGUGACGCGUGCUGGGUGAGGAAGGAGCGUCUCUCAGGAGGGUGAACAGUAGCUGUGGAUUUGCUGAGAGAUUUUGGCUGUGAGUGACAAGCCUAUAUCAAAAAGAAAAGUGACUUAUCAAUCUCAGUUUUUAUUGCUCAAAGCAAUUCUUCACUCCUAAUUUUUCCAAAUUCCAUUGUUUUUACUCUUUAGAGCUCUAUCCUGAGUGUAGUCUGCAUGUUUCUUUAUUGUCAUUGCCAUGUGACUUCUUUGGUGACAAGUUCAGUAAUAUUUCAAGCAUGAUGUUUGUUUUGAGUUUGAGAAAUGUGUUUGUGAGGACACAUCACUUUAAUUAAAAAGUGUGAAUACUAUGGUCAUUAAGUUAUUCAGAGUGAGAUUUCUGAGUGGGGGAGAGAGAAUGUAGAUGGCAGUUAUUGAGAGUGGGGCUAUAGGAAAGAAAGAAGAAAAGUAUGGUUAACAUUCCCAAAUAAAGGGUGAUACAGUCUUGCUUUUUGCUGGGGUUAGCAAAAAUCAUUCUCCAUAUGCUAGUUUUAGAUGUUCCCCAGUUCAUUUGUAUUAUUGAGUUUUCAACUGGGUAUAUAUUGUUAUAAUAGCAGUCAACAUGAUGUAGGGGCUCGGUAUUACAUGUCAGGACUAUAUUAAUUGCUUCAUGUGCCUUAUCUCAUUAUUCUAUGAGAUAGAAUUGUCUCCUCAUUUUUUAGUUGCAGUAACUGAAGUUUAAAGCAAUUGAAUCAUCUGCCCAAGAAUAAGCUGCUGGUGAGAGCACAGUUGGGAUUUAAGUCGAGUUAGGCCCCAGUGAUCACAGUCUUGACUGUUAAAUUCUUCCAGCCUUCAUUUUUCACUGAGAUAAUGGUAAUGAUAGUACUGACCUCUAAUGUGUGCGUUUGUGGGUGUGUGGUCCAUUCAGCUUUAAUCCCCAGAAGACAAGACUUAUUCCUUUUCUUAUUUUUGGUCAUGUUUUAUUUUUCCAUUGCUUUUAACAAGAUUACCAAAGGCACACUCAGUAGUCAGUAAACACAUUUCUAAGAAAGGUGUUGUGUCAUCAUGCCACAUAUUCAUACUUGCCUUGGGUUGGAAAAUAUAUCAUUCAGUAAAAACAUACAGGUAAAAUAAAUCUUGCCAAUGCAAUUGUUAACCUACAAUCCUAAUAUACCUUAAGUAUAUCCUUGCACAUAAAUAUAACAUUGCCAUUUAAAACGAUAAACCAAGUUGAGAUUCUUAGGAGCAUGUUGUAAGUAAUUACUAAUGUUUGCUUUAUUUUAGAUAGAUCACACAACUUCAAAUAAAAACUGAUAUAGAUUGAACACCCUGAGAAUAAACCUUAGUGCCAAAUGGAAAAUAAUUUUUUACAAGUAAAUUUGAAGAACAAUGUGGACUUUCUAUAAUUAUAUACAGAAAAUAUACUGAUUUACCAAAUGAGUAAUUUUGAUAUAUUAAUAUUUCACUUAUAAGAAUGCAUACCACCUGAUCCAGGAUGGGAGCAAGGAACAGAAAAAGAACAUUAGGUAAAAAUGAAAGAAAUCUGAAUAUAGUAUGGAGUAGCUAAAAACAAACCCCCCAAAAAAGGAAAAACAGAAUAAGCCUUAGAAGAUAGUGAGCAUCCCACUUGGGUGACCACUUACAGAAGCUGAGGUGGGACCCCUGCAUCUGAUAAGAGGUUGCACUAGACCACAGGAACCACAUUCCACUAUAAGAACUAGGGUGGGACUGGACAUGUCAAAACCUCCUGGGACCUCUAUUAAAUGUGCACAUUCCCAAUCCCCACUCCUGAGCAGCUAAAUCAAUCUGCAGGUGGGCCUUAUGAGUUUUCCCAGGGGAUUCCGAUGCCUGCUAGAUUUAAACAGUAGAUUAGAUGUUAAGUUUUCCUGUAGUCCAGAGAUUCCAUAGGCCAGUGUCAGGGAACAGGGGUCAGGGCUGGGAAGGCAUUAGAACAGAAGAUAUAUUUGAGGCUCUGUUACGCUGGUCAUCCAACCCAACCAGAUAUCUCUUGUUAUAUGCUAACCUCAUUUUCUCUUUAUUGUCUAUAGUGGCAUAAAAUAAAUUUUAUGUAGCCAAAAAACCUAACAAAAAGCACUUUUCUGUAUAAUGAGUAGUUUAUUUUAAGAAUGGGUACUACGUAAAUACUGGCAAGUGAAAGUUCAUUUUGUUCAGUGCUAUGGGCUGGUGCGUUGCAUUUCAACACUAGCUUCUUACUUUUAUCUACCCUGAGGGUAGAUAACCCAUAUUCUAAAAUGCAGUAUCAUUUUCAUUUACUGUUAGUAACAUUUUAAGAAAUAUGUAGUUUCUAAAACUUCAUAUACUUUAUGUGGAAUAUGAACAACUUUAAUAUAAAUAGUCUAGAAAAAAACUGGUUUUUUUAGGAAAAAUUGUCACGAAAUCAUGAGCUAAGUCAAUGGUUAUUUUAAGCCACUUAAUUCUGAGACUAGUAUUUCAUACAGAAAAAGCUAAUACUGAUAUCACAUGCUAAUUGCGUAUAAAACACUAGGAAUGUCAAAAUAGAACAUAAGAAAAUGAAUCUAGUGGACCCACUGCAUAGUGUAACUUUGGGAUGAAUUUAAAAUAAUAUUUAAGUCACAGUCAAUUUUCUGUUGGUCUGAUUUUACCAAAUAACCCCCUAAAUAAGGAGUCUGAUUUAUCUAAAAUAGAAGUUAACGUAGCAUCCCAGUAUUGCCAUUCUAAAACUCUGGCGUGUAAAUGGGAGAAAUAGAAAUAAGCUCAAACUCGGUAGAGUAACCAUUUCUUCAUGAACCAUAGCAUUUAACUAGAAUUUGGCCAGCUCAUGCCUGUAAUCCCAGCAUUUUGGGAGGCCAAGGCAGCCAAAUCACUUGAGCCCGGGAGUUCAAGACCAGCCUGGACAACAUGGUGAAACCCCAUCUCUUCAAAAAUACAUAUAUUUUUGUGUGUGUAUGUGUGUGCACAAAAAUUACCUAAGCAUGGUGGUGCAUGCCUGUAAUCACAGCUACCUGGGAGGCAGAGGUUGCAGUGAGCUGAGAUCGCAUCAUUGCACCCCACCCUGGGUAACAGAGCGAGACGACUCUAUCUCAAAAAAAAGAAUUUCACUAGAAUUUAUAUCUUCAAUGUUUACAUUAGAUUGUCACCAGCACUUUCUGCCUUGUGACUGUCAGGACUAAUCCUUACAUUGUUUAUCGUAUGUCCUUUACCUCAGUUUAUGUCCAUCACCACAAGAAACCCAGACCUCCCUAAUCAUACCUUAUGCCCUGGUCUUACCCGCAUAUGGCUCGAUACAGCUGCAUCUCCCCAAACCUCAGAACUCCUUGGGCCAUCAUUGUCAGAGACAUUUGAACCAGAGCAACUCCAUCUUGAAUAGGGGCUGGGUAUAAGGAAGCUGAGAGCCACUGGGCUGCGUUCCCAGGAAGUUAGGCAUUCUUAGUCACAGGAUGAGAUAAGAGAUUGGCUCAAGGUAAGGUCACAAAGACCUUCCUGGUAAAACAGCAUGUGGUAAAGAAGCCAGCCAAAACCCACCAAAACCAAGAUGGGAAUGAAAGUACCUCUGGUCAUCCUCACUGCUCAUUAUACACUAGUUAUAAUGCAUUGGCAUGCUAACAGACACUCCCACCAGCACCAUGACAGUUUACAAAUGCCAUAGCAACAUCAGGAAGUUAUCCUAUAUGGUCUAAAAAGGGGAGGAACCCUCAGUUCUGAGAACCACCCUUUUCCUCGAAAACUCAUGAAUAAUCCACCCCUUGUUUAGCGUAUGAUCAAGAAAUAACCAUAAAAAUAGCCAACCAGCAGCUCAUGCUGCUGCUCUGCCUAUGGAGUAGCCAUUCUUUCUUCAUAAACCUGCUUUCACUUUAUGGACUCCCCCGAAUUCUUCUGCAGGAGAUCCAAGAACCCUCUCUUGGAGUCUUAAUCGGGACCCCUUUCCAGUAACCUCAGCAGGAUCUGUGAGUGCCAGUUUGCUUCUGUGGGGAAAAACUAAGUGCUAAGUACACUUUUUUCCCCUUUUCUCUGUUUUUAAGAGAACUUUCUGCCCUUUUGAAGUGGCUACAUUGUCUGGGGUACAUACCCUGGAGUUCAUUGUCACAGGAGAAUUUAGGACAGACACACGAGGAGUUUAGGAAGGGGAGGUUUAAUAGGUAGAAGAGAAGGGAAAGAGAAACAGCUUCCUCUAUAGAUAUCUGCACUCACACCGUGCAUACCUCCAGGCUUUAAGGCAUGGCCCAUAAUGUGUCUCCGAGUGGAAAAAACUGAUGGUCUCCAAGUGGAAAAGACCAGUUGGUGGUGAAUGUGCCAGAUUUUCUAGUCCGGUUUGAGAAGGUGGUUUCUGAUUGGUUCGAUCAGGUAUGACAUUUGGAUAGUGCAUGUGGAAGGCUGGUCGCCCCUCUCUGAUCUUGUGCAAAUAGGCUUUCCAGUUGAUUGGGCCCAUCUUGUCUAACACGUGGCUGGCAGAGAAGGGAAGAUGAAGCCACCAUCUUGAAAAUGUCUAGUCGUUAGUUUCUGCUGGCAUUCACCCAUGCAAGCUCCCAGCUUGUUUGUCUAUGUCUGCAGCUCAGCUUUACAGACUGCUCUUUGUUAGAAAAUGAUUUGGAGCUGCUUUUCGUUAAAGAGAAAAGCCUUACCGGGGACUCCCAUACCCUUACUAUCUGCUUAAGUGAUUUCUUCUUAACUCCUAUAUCACUUUUACACAGCACAAAAUGAUGUGUCCAUAAAUGAGCCUUUGCAAGACUACCAUUUAUCAAACAAAACCAGUGAUGUUUAGUUAACUGUUUGUAAUAGUAAAUGGUUAGUAGAAUGUCUAAUUCAAUAAAUGUUUCAUAAAUGAGUAAA